UCUUCCAGCCUCUCAAGUUGAGUUAAAGAUGUCGCCCAAAUUCGCACUUGCAAUCCUGCUUCUCAGCUGCGUUCUUCUGGGAAUCGCCAAUGCCCAGCAACAGUGGUACCCCCGCCAACAAACUUAUAAUCGCCCAAAGGUGGGUUCCCGAAACUUGGAUGGAGGCGGCCCUUUACCGCCAAACUUCCCCCCACCAUCCGGUGGACCUUUGGACGGAGGUGGUGUUAACCCGGAUUGCAUGCCCAAUCAACUGGCCAGCGGCAAUGUUGACAACAAGAGACCCAGACAGAGGCAUUAAGUAGUGGGAUAAACAUAUAACCCAGAAUAUGAACAAGAGCUUUAUAUAUUCUGAAGGAACCUAAUGAAAUUGAUUUGGAAUUCGUUUAAAAAAAUGUUUCGCUGGCAAUAAACAUCUUAGAAACCAAUUUUAAACCCCA
This is a messenger RNA of Drosophila suzukii, 437 nucleotides long. RefSeq lists its product as uncharacterized. The record is from RefSeq and is a predicted model, not a curated record. Lineage: Eukaryota; Metazoa; Arthropoda; Insecta; Diptera; Drosophilidae.